UCGUUCCCUUUUGUUUUGCUUAAAUCCGAUGAUGUCUGCAUAGCCUUUACUUUUUGUAUUUCUUUUCCUUUACAGUUUCACCGAUUAUAUACCAAAAUAUGGACUCUCUGUUAACACACUGUCUUGCGGAAAUCGCAUGUACAUCCACGCACUAUGAACAGUUAUUAGAUAUAAUCACUCACGAAUUCGAGUCCAUCCUUCAAAAUGCAUGUAUUCAAUCAAAGGGCUCCAACAGAAAGAUGAAUCAGUAUGCCCAUCGAUUUUCCACCAUUGUCAAACAGGCUAGAAAAUUCAUUCACGAAAGUUUCCCGUCACCACCGUUGUCGUGCAAGGAUGAUCCUUAUCCGGACACAUACCAAUGGGAUCUCCCAUCAUAUUCAGGGGAUGUGCCGGAUCUGCGCUGGUUCAUUGAUCAUGUAGCAAAAUCCUCCCUUCUCGAUAUUGGCACGCUGCUUAGUACGGUCAUUUACGCUCGUCGCUUAAAGCAUAUUUUAUCGGAACCCUACAAAACGAUGCCGUCAACGAAUCAACGGCUUUUCCUGGCCAUUCUCAUUGUGUUAUCAAAAUAUAUUCACGACAUUCCACUAAAAAAUGCGCUCUGGAUGGUUCACGCCGAAAUAUUUUCUAUACAAGAAAUCAAUGCCAUGGAAUGGCAGCUGCUCGAACUUCUUGGUUUUAACCUUACCAUUUCUGUGGCCGAAUUUGACAGCGUGCUCUCUAUCUAUCGUUCUGCAUGCCCGCUCGAUUUUUACACUUUUCCAUCUCUUCGAACGAAUUCCGAUGCUUUUUCCUGGAAACCGAGUUCGUCUACAAGCUCCUCCACGGGUUCGUCGUCGGCUGACCGUAGUGGACAAGCACCUUCGUUGACGUCGCCAACACUGGGGUCCUCUAUUUGGUCGGAAUCCAGUGCUGAGGACGCUCACUACCUUAUUUCAUCGUCGCCUCCUUAUGGGGAAACCGCCUCUUCAAAAAAGAAUGUUUCUCGCGACGAUCAGACGUAUUCAUCGGCAGCCGAUCAUCGUCAUGUGACCUUUCCACAACCUUUGAAUACGCGGGAAGAACCCUACUACGACGUUCCUCACUGGAGUGUCAUUUUGCCGGAAUUGUUUCUUCCGCCUUCACCGCUCCUUUAAUGUAGUAAAACCAUCACUCACGUUAUCUACCGUUUGUCGAAAAGAUUGCGUUUUCUAAACACAAGUGUGCGACGAGACCAACCGAUGUUAUGACGCCAAUCCAUCGUGGUAUUACGUCAAAGCCAUGUCACUGACAUCGGUGUUUUCCCAAGGAAAAGUUAUGGCACUGCACUGCCGAUUUCCGUCUUACAUACCGUCAUCGAUCUCGUUCUUAUUGCUAUUGCAGAUUGCAAGAUGGAACAGUGAAUAGAAAUUUCAACGCA
Radiomyces spectabilis is the source of this 1396-nucleotide messenger RNA. RefSeq lists its product as uncharacterized. Gene Ontology annotation, cellular component: cyclin-dependent protein kinase holoenzyme complex; nucleus. The coding region runs from base 99 to 1133 and encodes 344 amino acids. Gene Ontology annotation, biological process: regulation of cyclin-dependent protein serine/threonine kinase activity. The record is from RefSeq and is a predicted model, not a curated record. The transcript is spliced from 4 exons. Gene Ontology annotation, molecular function: cyclin-dependent protein serine/threonine kinase regulator activity; protein kinase binding. NCBI's taxonomy places the organism in Eukaryota, Fungi, Mucoromycota, Mucoromycetes, Mucorales, Radiomycetaceae.